AGGUGCAGCGAAGCAACGAGACUACGGAUUAAGGAUUGAGGACUAGGGCUAAUGCUACAGCCAGCUAGUAGGCGUUUCGAAAGGGAUUUCUGCGUCAAACUUUGACAACUGGAAUGACAACUAGUAAUGAACAUUCAUGUGCUGCUCGCGUUGGUGUUUUUCCUGACGCCGGGAGGUUGUCCCAUGUACAGCAUCGACCUCUCCACGCUGGAGGUGCCAAAUGACUUCCAGGACGAGCUCACGCUCCAGUCCAUGCUCAAUUCGGAGCUGGAGCAGUCGCGGAACGACCUGAACGGCAACCAAGCGUCGCCGUGGCAGAGAUCCGUCCCGGAUGACCCUCCAGGCAGGCACAGGGGCAAAAGACCCCGAGUGGCACCCAGGGAGGAACUCCUGCCAGAGGUAUCCCACAGGUCCGCCAACAACAAAGCGAAAGAGCUCUUCCUCGGCACCAAUCUGUUCGGCAGCAGCACGAGGAAGUGCUUCUCCGCGGAGGAGAUCGCGCUGAUAGCCGCCCGCAGGGACUUUGAGUCGCUGCUGCCCAAGUCCUUCCCCAGCAGCCUGCUCUGCGACAGCGUCAUCCAUAUGCUGAUGAAGUACUUCCACACGGUCAACCGGAUCAUCAAGAGCAAGGCCAAGGACGAGGCGAGGAUGGUGCUGCAGCGGGCCUACUACGAUGCGCUGGGGGGAUACCUGCGCUACUACCUGGUGCCGGUGGCCCAGAUCUCCUUCUACGCCGGCCGCCUCAAGCUGAACACGACGGAGCGGCUGGUGAGCCUCUACCAGCAGUGCCGGAUCGUGCUGAACACCAACGGCAAUGGCUGGCGGACGCCCAUGGUGGACGUUUUCAGCCAGCUGAAGAGCGUUCGAAUCAGACCCGUGAGGCUGCCCGCUGCCCCGAAGGAGGGGGACGAUGACGCGCUCAGCUGUGCGCUGCUCGAGCAGAGCUCCGGCUGCAAGGAGGCGCAGAACGACCAGAUGAUCGUCCCGCUGCCCCGCCUUGAGGCCGUCGACGGGAACGGGCACCUCACCCUUAUCUACCUGCCGCUGAAGCAGCGACGCAUCUACAACCUGCGCUGCCCCCAGUCGGCCUUCGUGCUGGUGAAGUUCUUCCAGACGGUGACCCAGUGCUACCGCUUCCAGGGCAUGUGCCAGAGGACGUACAACAGGAAGCUGCGCAACUGGAUCCGCGAGAGCCUGCAGCUGCACUACAGAGACGAGGUCUUCUAUCCCGGACUGGGCGGCGUCCUGCAGGUCUACGAGAUGCUCAAGAUCGAAGACCAGAGCAAAGCGAAGCAGCCUGUAGGCGAGGGCGAGGGCGAGGAGGAGCAGUGUUUCAGAGGCUAUCAGCAAACAACGGAUGAUGUCACGGACACCGGAAGAGUGGCAGUCGCAGGAGCUGGGGAUGGGACAGGAGACAACUGCCUCAAGCAGAGUCGUUCCGCGAACACCAAAAAGCAGGAGGAAGAUAAAGCGGAGAAACACUACAACAAGGAUGGAGAGGAGUGCCGGGAGUGCGAUGAUGAUCCCUCAGCCGCAUUCGUGGCAUGGUUGGCUCUGUUUCUGGUCAUGUUCUUGCUAUUCCUUUUGCUGCUCAUUUACUGCUGCAUGAAGAAGAGUCGCAAGCCGCAGAUCACCCCGAGGCCCAACCGUAGGAGAGUGCCGGCAGAGCAAGAGCCGAAAAGUACGAAAAUAGCCAUCGACUCGAACCCCUCGAUGCCCCGGAGAAUGGCCAUCCACGGAUCCUACUACUCGUCGCCCAUUGAGAUCAGUCAAUCGGAAAAGUCCCCCCAAGGCAAUGACAAUGACUUCCGAAGGUUCCUCGAUGAGUCACACACCUCCACCUCCUCGCUGGCCUGCCAAUUCAACAGAAAGUGCCUGCCCGUGAAGUUCUCCCGCAGCUCCCCGGACCAGUACUACCCCAAGAAGAAGCGCCAGCCCACCACCAAGUUGUUCAAGCAAAAGGUCACUCAAGCGUUCCAUCCCCUAGACACUGACGACUCCGAGCUGCAAUCGGAUGCAGCUACCCCAGGUCCCUCGCCCAGAAGAAAACCUCCUUCGCCUGCCGGCAAGGAGGAGGCACUGGAUCAGGGAAGAUACACAAUGCCCACACUGGAGUCGUAUCGAACCAAUACCACAGAAACUGAGCGCACGGACAGGGCCCCGGAGAAGCAGAAGGUGGCCAGGCGGUGUGACAAGGAGCGAUGUGAGGGCUUCAAGCAGACCGAAAAACAUGAGAAGGAACCCGAGAAGCAAAAGCCGUCCAAGCGGUGUAGGGAAGACCGGUGUGAGAAGGAGCCAAAGGAGACCAAACGAAAGGAGAAACCUCCGGAGAAGAGCAAAAGAAAAGAAAAAAAGUUGGAGACCGACACGGGCCAGGAUGAGCGACGAAAGCCCAGCAAGAAGUCCGAUCCGAAAGCAGAGCCCACGGAGACACGGCUAUCAGGAGGAGGCUGUAAUGUGAGGGGUCCACCGAAGGACUCGCCAGGAUGGGAGACGAUUUUUGAGGAUUCAAGCAUCGUAGAAGGAGGUUCCAUCUGAUUGUCAAAUUAAAAUUUUUUGAUUUUCGUUUCUGUUUUAUGAAUUAAAUUGAGUUGAGUUAACUA
This is a messenger RNA of Drosophila miranda, 2603 nucleotides long. RefSeq lists its product as uncharacterized. Lineage: Eukaryota; Metazoa; Arthropoda; Insecta; Diptera; Drosophilidae. The record is from RefSeq and is a predicted model, not a curated record. Bases 127 to 2538 code for a protein of 803 amino acids. The transcript has 4 exons.